GAUGUGCUAUUCGUGACGGUCGGAGUUAAAUUGCGUUAUUAGCAUCAUAGUUUACUAUAAAUCAAUUAUUUAGAGUACCGUUCAGGUGAUAUUGAUCGUCAUAACAAGAACUCACAGUUGGAGGUCAUAGCAACACAUCAAAUGCUAAUCCAAAACUACCGUAGUUCAAAUGUUUUGCAGGAAGAUUGGUCGAAAGAUGCAAAUCUUCGUACGAAAAAAUUGAACCUGGAUCCGGACGAGGUCAUUUAUACAUCAUUAGGUGGCGUCUCUAAUCAACCGUCGUGUGGGAUAUCACUUUUUCCCAGCAAUUAUGUGGCCACCGAUGAAGAUGGAUGGAAAAAUAAGCCUCCCGACGAAUGGAACGAAAGCGACACAAAAAAUUGGCUAAUCUGGGUUAGUAAAGAGUCAGGAUUUGCCUAUGGCAGAAUACCCUGUGAACUUGUGAUUCCGGGACGAGAACUUCUCACUCUAAAGCGUUCUGAUCUGAUCGAAUUAGACUCGACUUUUGGGGAAAAAUUGUACGACUUCCUUCGACAACAGUCAGGCGAAACAUCGCUAUUUCCCAACGAUGGGUCGGACACCGACAAAGACGAUUGGGAAAGUAAGCCAGUAAAAAAAUGGAGAAAAAGCGACACUCAGAAUUGGCUUAUCUCGGUCAGUAGAAAAUUGGGAAUAUCCUAUGGCGCUCUGCCGUGUGAACUUGGAAUAUCGGGAACAGAACUUGUCCGUAUGAAGCGUUCUGAUUUCAUCCGAUGCGCUCCUACUUUUGGGGGAAUGCUGUACGACUCGUUGCGAGAGCUCGGCGUAAGCGGCUCACAACAGGGUGGAAAAUAUAAGGACGGUUUGAAAAGUAGGCAGAAACAAUCAGGUCCUGCAAGAAGGCCAUUGGUUCGAAAAAGAAAACCAAAGAAGAAAACUGAAAACGUUUUGCAAUUCGUUAUUGGUUUGUUACACAAUCCACAACACUGCCCAGGACAGAUACGCUGGGAGGACUACGAGCAAAAAAUGAUACGUUUCGUCGACAGCGUGGCAAUUGGAAAGCUCUGGGGGAAAAAGAAAAACAACGAACGAAUGGACUACAAAAAAUUGACCCGCGCUUUAAGGUACUAUCGAAAAAGCGGAAUGAUCGUUGCAGUUAACAAGAAGCGGCUUGUUUAUCAAUUCGGUAAGAAUGUCCCGGGCUUAGAGACUGAUGAUCCGAACUUCGUGAAAUUGAACGCAAAAAGAAGUAGUUAAAUACGUAAGGUUUGACGGGUCUGAGAGAUUUCGUUUGAGUUGAAAUGGCGCAACAGAAAUCGAUUUCUGUGAUAUCGAGCGCUGAGAACCAGAAAUUUCUGACUUGUAUACAGUCAGAUACGAAGGUCUCAGUUGUUGGAAUUUCAUUGAAUUUUUUAACACGAAGUUGUUAAAUAUCACACAAUCGAAAUAAAUGAAAAAAUAUCAAAAUCAUGGUAUGAAUUGGUACAAAUUUCGGACGUCAUGAUUUAUGUGAUUACAUGCUUUUAAUAUGUUGAACUGAAUUGAAGUCAUACAGUAGAUAUAUGCUGUACACUCAUGGGGAACAGGAAAUAGAGAAAUAAAAAGAUUGUAUUCGUUUA
Molecule: messenger RNA, 1598 nt
Organism: Athalia rosae (coleseed sawfly)
Lineage: Eukaryota; Metazoa; Arthropoda; Insecta; Hymenoptera; Athaliidae
Product: ETS-related transcription factor Elf-5-like
Exons: 7
Coding region: 142-1236 (364 amino acids)
Biological process (GO): regulation of transcription by RNA polymerase II; cell differentiation
Cellular component (GO): nucleus
Molecular function (GO): sequence-specific DNA binding; DNA-binding transcription factor activity, RNA polymerase II-specific
Source: RefSeq, a predicted model, not a curated record